Hyla sarda is the source of this 2191-nucleotide messenger RNA. It is a transcript of the gene TDO2, whose product is annotated as tryptophan 2,3-dioxygenase. Gene Ontology annotation, molecular function: heme binding; metal ion binding; L-tryptophan 2,3-dioxygenase activity. Lineage: Eukaryota; Metazoa; Chordata; Amphibia; Anura; Hylidae. Bases 397 to 1662 code for a protein of 421 amino acids. The record is from RefSeq and is a predicted model, not a curated record. The transcript is spliced from 12 exons.
UCAAAAAAUAAAGUUGGUGACAGUGCCCAUUUAAGUAUAAGGGAGAAUUUUUACUAUGUUGUGUUUCCUGUAAAAACUCAUCAGGAUCAUUUCAGAUUUUCAAUUUUGAGAUAAUGUUUUACCAUGAAUCCUUGUCCUACAUUCAAAGUUUACAACUGAAAUAACAAGAAUUUACCAAUGGUGGUCUUCAUUAUGUACAAUGCAUUGCUACAAAUAAGAACUACAAUUAUUGAGAUCAUCUCAGAUUGAAAGUAAAUGAUAGAAAAGAGACAGUGACAUAGAUACCUGGGCCAUUGUGUAAUAAUUAUUGACAUUGCAAGGGCAGAGAAAGAGGGCGGUGAGGGGAUUGGGUGAGAGCGCAUGAGCAGCAGCUAUAAAUACUAGUGCGAGUCAGGGAUGACCAGUGUAUUGGACACUGGAGAAGACAUCAGAGCACAAACCAUGAGUGGCUGUCCAUUUAUGAGAACAAGGAAUCCGUACACUUUCAGUGAGCUGUCUCUGGAAGAUAAAAAUGGGGACAAUGCCCAAGAAGGACUGAAUAAGGCCAGCAGAGGAGGACUGAUAUAUGGGGACUAUUUACAACUUCAUAAAGUGUUAGAUGCCCAGGAGCUACAGAGUGAAAAAAAGGGAAAUAAAAUCCACGAUGAGCACCUGUUCAUAGUCACUCACCAAGCAUAUGAACUUUGGUUUAAGCAAAUAAUGUGGGAACUGGAUUCUGUCAGAGAAAUUUUCCAAAACGAACACGUCAGAGAUGAAAGAAAUAUGCUGAAAGUUGUGACUCGUAUUCAUCGCAUUUCUAUGAUUCUUAAACUAUUGGUUGAACAAUUCUCAGUUCUAGAAACAAUGACGCCCAUGGAUUUCUAUGAUUUUAGGGAAUACUUGACACCUGCAUCUGGCUUCCAGAGCUUGCAGUUUCGACUGCUUGAAAAUAAAAUUGGUGUUCCAGAAAGUCUGAGAGUCCCAUACAAUAGACGCCAUUAUCGUGAUAAUUUUAAGGGAAAAGAGAAUGAAUUACUUCUUAAAUCUGAGGAGGAACCUACGCUUCUGGGCCUUGUAGAGGCAUGGCUAGAACGAACACCAGGAUUGGAGGAGGUUGGCUUUAAUUUUUGGGGAAAACUACAGGUCAAUAUAUUUCAAGGAUUAGAGGAGGAGAUCCAAAAGGCUAAGGCCAGACCAGAUUCAGAAGACAAAGAGGAACAGUUGGCAGAGCUUCAGAAACAAAAAGAAGUCUUUACAGCCUUGUUUGAUGAGAAACGACAUGAACAUCUUCUCAGCAAAGGAGAAAGAAGAUUAUCAUAUAAAGCAUUACAAGGGGCUUUGAUGAUAUAUUUCUACAGGGAGGAGCCACGAUUCCAGGUUCCAUUUCAACUCCUGACUUCUCUGAUGGACAUUGAUAUUUUAAUGACCAAAUGGAGAUAUAAUCAUGUUUGCAUGGUGCACAGAAUGAUAGGAAAUAAAACUGGAACUGGUGGUUCAUCUGGCUAUCAUUACUUGCGUUCAACAGUGAGUGACAGAUACAAAGUUUUUGUUGAUCUCUUCAACCUCUCAACCUUUUUGGUGCCAAGGCAUUGGGUUCCUCGACUAAACCCAAGCUUCCACAAAUUCCUGUACACUGCAGAAUGUUGUGACAGCUCAUAUUUUAGCAGUGAUGACUCUGAUUAAGGCUUCUGUAUAUAGCGGUUGUUUCUUUCUUUGUCAUUGCUUUCUAUUUUGUAUUGGUAAAAAAGAAAAGUUGUGCUGGUUGUAAUCUGGUUACACUUUUUUGCGGCAAAAGCAACAAAAGUCAAUUGUCAAUUGCUAUCUUUUGUAAUGCAUUGAUCACCUGGAAAAUAAAGACAUUGUACAGCAGUAAGGAUUAGUGCAGCUGUGGUAAGUAUUGUACGACAGCAGACUGCUUGUUAGAAGCAACAGCAACACCUGAAUGUCUGCAGCUACCUCCUAUCAAAGACUUCUAUGGGCAGCAGCUGUAACCUGAUCUCUCAGCAAAGCUGAAAAUCUUUCUCAUCUCUCUCUAGAUGUUUUUUUUAGCAAUAAAAUGAGAGUUUGUGUUUAGAGCAGGAUACAAAGAAGGGGAAGAGGAGUGUGAUAUAUGGAGAAAGAAAUUUCCCUUCAUAAGAUAUAUUACAGAGUUUCUUAUUUUUAAUAUUAAAGGGGUAUUCCAGGCCAAAACUUUUUUUUAUAUAUCAACUGG